AUGAGUUUGGGUUCAGGAAAAAUACGCGCCGAAUUGGACAAUCGAGCUCGCCAGGAAAUUCUUAAUAAUAGUAAAAUCGACUCUUUGAACACAAAUAUCAAUUCAACGAAAGCGGGUAUUGUUUCGCAGCAGAAAUUGGCUCAGGUUUUAUGCAAAACUGAUCGGGCUCAUCUCACACCCAUCGAAUCAAAUUCUUCUAAACCCUCACAACAAUCGAUCUCCCAAAUCGAUCAAGGUGUUGAUCAUAAAAGUGGUAUUUUAAACUCGUUUGAUAAUUUUCCGUUUUCCAAUGAAAUCUUUAAAGAAGCCGUUAAUAGGCUUAUCGAGCUUAACAAAGAUAAACUUACUGAUUCGCAACUUGUGGACUUGGUUUCUUCAUUUUAUUUAGUUACAAACCAAUGCUUAAAACAAUUUAAUGCAAAUGCAGUGGAUUCUUCCAUUUAUUCUUCUGCUAAGUCGCAGACAUCGGAUAACAUUGAUAAACACCAAACUGGAUUUUCAGUAGAGAGUCUAGAGAGUGGAAAAGUCACAAUAGCAUCUGAUUCACCGAACCCUCCGUUGACUUUAAUGGAAAGAAAACGUCUGCAAUGGAUGCAGGAAAAUGAGGAGCUCGAACGUUUAAGCAAAGGUCGAGCCCUUCCAGCGGUUCAUAAUCCGACAAUGGCCGAGGGUGUGAUGCAUCAUGAAAAGGUCAUUAACCCAGCUCCUCCUCCUGCAAAGGAUCACCAUCGAUUCAAACGAUCCAACUAUCUCGCGGGGCUUCCAGUGGGUGAGGAUCCGCAAGCUGAAGCUGUAUUGAAGGAGCAAAAGAGACGCCAAUGGUUAGCCGAUCUUGACCAUCAGAUUGAGGAGCGACGUAUUGCACGAGAACAGGAACGCCUCAAAAAUUUGGCACUAGAUUCUGCCCCACCUAGGAGAAGUCAAGAAAUUGAUUCCUCUUUGACCGCACCUGCUUAUACUGAGGUCAAAUCAGCUAGUUAUGGUAGAGGUCGUGGUCUAGCCGACUUAAUGGGACGACAAGAAUCGGAAUCGGCUACCAAACGUGAGCGGCAACGGGAAUUAAAAGAGGCGUAUGCCGAACAGAUGCGGGAACGCGACGAGAGGCGUCGGAAAGAGCGUGAGGCAGAAGCUAAAGCAGACGAGGCAAUUCGUCUUGAAAUUGAGCGCGAACGUCGUCUCAUCGAAGAACAAGAGCUCAAACUUGCUCAGCGUCGUAGACAAACUGAGUUAGAAGCUCAAGAACGUCUGAUUCUUAAAAUAACUGAGAACAAUGAAAAGCAGCCCCAAAGUAACAUUCAUCACUCUUCUAGCAACGCUAGUCGAAUACCCCGCUCCACUAAUCAGCCGGUGUCGCAACCAGGAAAAAGGCCAAAUGAUCUCAAAUGUAUAAAGAAAGAGCAAUUUGGGAGUACUUAUACCAUUUCUAACCCAACUGGGAGAUCAAAUAGUGGUUCAAUUGACGUCCAUAACCAGAAUCGAAUAAAUAAAGAUACACCAACAGUUAUUCGAACGGAAUCUACUUUGAUAUCUUCUAGUCCUCCUUCUUUUCCUCCUAGUCGUCCAACUUCUGAUUUCUUAUCAGCUAUCGCUGAUCCUGAUUUUGCAUACCCUCAGGAAUCUCGAGAUUCAGCCCUUCGUGAAGUUUCCAGAAUCAAAGAGAACCUGGCAAAACGUCAAAACGAACUCAGAUCGAUGCAGCAGAACUAG
Rodentolepis nana is the source of this 1707-nucleotide messenger RNA. The record is from the annotation of a GenBank genome assembly. NCBI's taxonomy places the organism in Eukaryota, Metazoa, Platyhelminthes, Cestoda, Cyclophyllidea, Hymenolepididae.